AUGGCUUCAUUCAACGGCGUCAUGCAUAAUCUGGACUCUCCGCACAUCACCAGGCGACCACUUGCAAUACAGCAGGGAGGUCACGAGGAAAAUGAAGACGAAAACCUGAGAAGCACGCAGUCUAGUGAGAUACCGGACUCGAUGCCUCGCAAUACGGUAGCCAUUGCAGAGUUCUCGUCUCCGACACGCUUGUUGGAACACUACCUUGGCCAGUUUGAGAGCCCGUCCGAGUUCCACAUUGCUGCCUCAGAUGAGCCGAUUGAAGCUGGAUCUCAAAGCCUAGCUUCCACGAACCUGAGAAGAGGAAGCCCCUCAGGCAGCAUCUCACACCUCAACACCAGUGUGUCAUGUCCGGAGAACAUCGUGCCUUGCACACCUCCCCCUUGUAAAAGGCGAAAGGCGAGACAUGAAAGAAGCGACCAAAUCGAUCGGUGUAGAAAUAAGGGACCUGAACUGUCGAGUUUCCUGAGCAUCAUUGAGGAAACACCCGAGAUUAUCACCGAGACAAUAAUCCCGCAAUGUUCAAACAGUAACCUGAGCACGGUCGAGGAGACACUAGCGAUUAUCAACGAGACCCUAAUCGCGGAAUCCUCAGUCGGUAACGAGAGCACCGUCGUGGAAACACCAGCGACUAUCAGCGACUCAAUAAUCCCAGAGUCCUCAUACAGCCCCCUUCAUGCACACCCAGUUGGACAGGACAAUGAAGAUAAGCGACAAGGUCACCAACAAUCGGACAUUGCACCGAAGACACACAUCCCAGACCUCUCAAGCUACGACAGGGUCGUCGUCGUCGACUUCCUCCCGCAACACGUCUACACAUACGAGAGCCUCAGGGUCUUUGCACCGACCCACCAGUCAGUAGCACGGAAAACACCUCAUCAGAUCCCGAAACAACCAUCAUCACGCCUAUGCUCGAGAAGCUAG
This is a messenger RNA of Anthostomella pinea, 924 nucleotides long. NCBI's taxonomy places the organism in Eukaryota, Fungi, Ascomycota, Sordariomycetes, Xylariales, Xylariaceae. The record is from the annotation of a GenBank genome assembly.